GCUCGCGGGCCGCGGAGUUCCAGCAGUCCGCGAGCUGCCGUCGGCUCCGCGCGGGGGGGCGGGCCGGGCACCCCGGGGCGCCGAGGAGCGCUCUUUGCUUCUUUUCCUUUCCCCCCACUCCGCACUCCAGGGCACCCUCUGCCCAGUCCACGCUGCUUCCUUCUCCCUCUCUUCUCGGCCCCCAGCAAACUUUCGGUCCCUCCCCGCCCCUCGCCCGUUAUUCGUCGUGGCUCGAGCUCGGCCGCGCCGCCCCGAGGGCUCCUCCCAACCUCCCUGCCGGCAGCUCCGACCAUUACAGGACCCAGAAACAUGUCGACCACGCUUCUGUCGGCCUUCUACGAUAUCGACUUCUUGUGCAAGACGGAGAAAUCCCUGGCCAACCUCAAUCUGAACAACAUGCUGGACAAGAAGGCCGUGGGGACGCCGGUAGCCGCUGCCCCCAGCUCGAGCUUCACGCCCGGCUUCCUCCGACGGCACUCGGCCAGCAACCUGCACGCGCUCGCCCACCCCGCGCCCAACCCCGGCAGCUGCUCGCCCAAGUUCCCGGGCGCCGCUAACGGCAGCAGCUGCGGCAGCACGGCAGCGGGCGGCCCGGCCUCCUACGGCCCCCUCAAGGAGCCGUCGGGGGGAGGCGGCGGCACGGCGCUGCUCAACAAGGAGAACAAAUUCCGGGACCGCUCGUUCAGCGAGAACGGCGAGCGCAGCCAGCACCUCCUGCACCUGCAGCAGCAGCAGAAGGGAGGCGGCGGUUCGCAGAUCAAUUCCACGCGCUACAAGACGGAGCUGUGCAGGCCCUUCGAGGAGAGCGGCACGUGCAAGUACGGGGAGAAGUGCCAGUUCGCGCACGGCUUCCACGAGCUGCGCAGCCUGACCCGGCACCCCAAGUACAAAACGGAGCUAUGCCGCACCUUCCACACCAUCGGCUUCUGCCCCUAUGGGCCGCGCUGCCACUUCAUCCACAACGCGGACGAGCGGCGGCCUGCGCCUUCAGGGGGCGCCUCAGGGGACCUGCGCACCUUCGGCGCCCGCGACGCGCUGCACCUGGGCUUCCCGCGGGAGCCGCGGCCCAAGCUACACCACAGCCUCAGCUUCUCGGGCUUCCCGUCCGGCCACCACCAGCCCCCGGGGGGCCUUGAGUCGCCUCUGCUGCUCGACAGCCCUACGUCGCGCACGCCGCCACCGCCCUCCUGCUCUUCGGCCUCAUCCUGCUCCUCCUCCGCCUCCUCCUGCUCCUCGGCCUCUGCGGCCUCCACGCCCUCCGGCGCCCCGACGUGCUGCGCCUCCGCAGCGGCUGCGGCCGCCGCCGCACUGCUCUACGGCAGCGGGGGCGCGGAGGACCUGCUCACUCCCGGACCCCCGUGCGCCGCCUGCUCGGCCUCGUGUGCCAACAACGCCUUCGCCUUCGGCCCGGAGCUGAGCAGCCUCAUCACGCCGCUGGCCAUCCAGACCCACAACUUCGCCGCCGCGGCCGCCGCCUACUAUCGCAGCCAGCAGCAGGGCCUGGCGCCCCCAGCGCAGCCCCCGGCGCCGCCCAGCGCGCCCCUCCCUGCCAGUGCGGCUGCGCCCCCGCCGCCCUUCAGCUUCCAGCUGCCGCGCCGCCUGUCCGACUCGCCCGUGUUCGACGCUCCCCCCAGCCCCCCGGACUCGCUGUCCGACCGCGACAGCUACUUGAGCGGCUCCCUGAGCUCGGGCAGCCUCAGCGGCUCGGAGUCCCCCAGCCUCGACCCGGGCCGCCGCCUCCCCAUCUUCAGCCGCCUCUCCAUCUCCGACGACUGAGGCAAGAGGGCGCCAGUGAGGAGGAGGAGGAGGGGAAAGACCGUGCUGGGGUGUUGGAGGCGCCCUCGCCAUCUCGCCCCCGGGUGGGGGCUCAGGGUGGGAUGACAAAGCCACAGGCAGACUUGCAGGCCCCACCGAGCACUUGGACUCGAACUCUGUGCUGGGAGGGGCCCCCUCCCUUUUCGGUUUUCCCUUGUUUAUUAUUAUUAUUUUUAUUAUUAUUAUUGCAAAGUUUCAUUCUUGUUGAGCAAAAAAGGCCAACGAACUUUUUGUAUCGAUGAACAAAAAUAUUCACAACGGGGCAGUUGUGAUGCGAAUAAGAACAAAAAGCCAAACACUUAAAACUUUUUUAGGUCUCCAAUGAGUUUGGGACUCUAGGAAAAAUCAGCCCAGCACCAGCAGCUACCAACCACCAUUCCAGCUCUUCACUUGAAAAGCAUUAGAGUCCAGAUGUGGGAACUUCUUAUCUUGAAAGAAGUUCUUAAUUAUCUCAGACCAGUGUAAACAAACCAGCCAGCCACCACCUUGCUAAACUAUAAGCUUUUAGAAUGCAAUAUUCUGCCAAGAAUAUGCCUUGAUAGUGCCCUCGGCCCCAUAGGUUUUUCUGGGGGAGGGGUUUGUUUGUCUGCUUGCUUUUUGUUUUUAACAAAGUGAUAUGUGUCUGGGGGAGGGGGACAAACCCUUGCAUUCCAAAGUUUCAUACUGGUUUCAUUGCCACCACUUAGUGGAAGUUUAGUUUAGGACCAUUUUGUCUGCUCUCUGGAAGCCUUGGGCAGAGCUUAGUUUGUAAUUGUUGGGGAAUAACUGCUGAAUUUUUAGCUGUUUUGAGUUGAUUCGCACCACUGCACCACAACUCAAUAUGAAAAAAACUAUUUAACUUAUUUAUUAUCUUGUGAAAAGUAUACAUUGAAAAUUUUGUUCAUACUGUAUUUAUCGAGUAUGAUGAAAAGCAAUAGAUAUAUAUUCUUUUAUUAUGUUAAAUUAUGAUUGCCAUUAUUAAUCGGCAAAAUGUGGAGUGUAUGUUCUUUUCACAGUAAUAUAUGCCUUUUGUAACUUCACUUGGUUAUUUUAUUGUAAAUGAGUAAAAAAAAUCUUAAUUUAAGAGAUUGUAUGUAAUAUUUAUUUCAUUAAUUUCUUUCCUUGUUUACGUAAAUUUCGAAAGAUUGCAUGAUUUCUUUACAGAAAUCUAUCUUGAUGCUGUGGAAGUAGUUUGAGGAAUAUCUUAUGAGUUUUCUUAGAAUGUAUAAUGGUUGUAGCCUAUCCAACUUUAAAGGAAAAAAAAAAAAAAGAAUGACCACAUACUUUGCAAUCAGGCUUACAUGUGGCAUACUUUUCUAAUUCCAACUUUAUAAACUAGCAAAAAAAAAAAAAAAUGUGUUUGCUGAUUCCACCAGUUCUACUGUGACAUACUCUUGGGUAUAAA
This is a messenger RNA of Sciurus carolinensis (gray squirrel), 3199 nucleotides long. It is a transcript of the gene Zfp36l2, whose product is annotated as ZFP36 ring finger protein like 2. Gene Ontology annotation, molecular function: metal ion binding; mRNA binding. NCBI's taxonomy places the organism in Eukaryota, Metazoa, Chordata, Mammalia, Rodentia, Sciuridae. The record is from RefSeq and is a predicted model, not a curated record.